Molecule: messenger RNA, 4780 nt
Organism: Spodoptera litura
Lineage: Eukaryota; Metazoa; Arthropoda; Insecta; Lepidoptera; Noctuidae
Biological process (GO): protein homotetramerization; positive regulation of transcription by RNA polymerase II
Cellular component (GO): nucleus; cytoplasm
Molecular function (GO): cAMP response element binding protein binding
Source: RefSeq, a predicted model, not a curated record
UGUGGCUGACAGUCAAGCGCGUUUUGGAUCUUUGAACGCUAAAAAUUGUGAUGUAAAAACGAGAAAAAUAAAUGUUUACUGGCCAUCAUGGCGAAUCCACGGAAAUUUAGUGAGAAAAUUGCCCUCCAUCAUCAAAAACAGGCAGAGGAAACAGCUGCUUUUGAACAGAUUAUGCGCGAAGUUUCCGACGCAACCCAAAGGCCGGAGGAAUUACCGCUAUCAAACCAGUAUGCUAUGGCCGGUGGCCGCAGCGGCGGCACGUCGCCGUCGCGCUCGCCGGCGGGGCAGCGGGGCCGCGCCUCCUCCUCGGUGGGCCCGAUGCGUCGCCCAGCAGACAGAAAACACGAUACCAGCCCUUAUGGGAGCACUGUAUACUUGAGUCCACCGCCGGACAGUAACUGGCGCCGUACGCACUCGGACUCAGCGCUGCACCAGUCGUGCGGCGAGCAACAGGCGGCCGUGCAGCCGCUGUCGCCGCACCGGACCAUGCACUCGCACGCACACCCGCAUCUACACCCGCACCAGAACCAUCGGAGAGGUGACAUACAUUUAGAUGUUCUAUCGGCAAUGAAUCCCGCAAACCGGCCGAGAUCGUCAUGUGAAAUCCCCAGAAUACCUAACAAUAACAACACGUAUGACUGUUUCGACAGCGUGUACGCGGGCGCGGAGGGCGGCGGCGCGCUGGGCGGCGCGCUGGGCGGCGCGCUGCAGCACGCGCCGCACACGCCGCGCGCCGACGCCGACUACCAGCCGCGCUAUUCGCCGACGUCGCCGGGCGCGGUGUCGCCGGGCGGCGGCAGCGUGUCGCCGGCGACGGGCGGGCUGUCCCCCGCGUCGGGGUCGCCGGUGGGCGCCACGGUGCCGCUGGCGCAGCACCACGCGCUGGACCACGUGGCGCCGCUCUACGACGCGCAGAAUCACUUAUCUGUACCAAACACAAAUAAUUAUCUUCAUCAUAAUAAGAACAUGUCGCCUCUGGACCACAGCUGGAUACCGUCCGGAUACCAGACGCACUGUAGUCCGCCCUCACAAUAUUCCUCCACGUCGAACAUAAACAUACCUUCACCAACGAUGGUGCACAGUCCAGGUAGUCCUGUGGAAUCCCCACAAACAGACUACAACAACCUACAUCAAGCGUUGUUACAACCUUUCGAGCAAAUCACAAUGCUGGACAACCCUGUAUCGAGUUACAAUACGACGUAUCUCAACCACGGGUCACCGCACUCACCACAGACGACGAAUUCAUCAUUAUCAUAUCCCCAGUCGACGGCGACGAGUUGCGGCAGCGGUAGCGGCGUGGGCAUGGGGUGCGGGCGACGGAACGCGCGCGACCCGGUGGCGGGCGGCCUGCAACCGCUCGCCUCGCCCUCCGCGCCGCCCACGCCCGCCACGCCCGCCAGCAUACCCGACAUCGUGCUCACUGACUACUCGGGCGAGCUGGACGCGGGCAUGUUCGGUGGCGAGGAGGCGCAGCUGCGCGCGGGGCUGGACCUGGACGACCUCAGUCUGCUGGAGGACCCCACGGCGCUGGUGCCGGACUCGGACGUGGAGCACGGGUUCCGCCUGGACCGCUUGUAGUAGGGCGCGCGCCCCCCGCGCCCCGCGCCCCCGCCCCCCUCCGCCGACGUCGCUGCACAUUCCGCUGCGGAUCCAAGUGUUCAUUGUGGUUAAGCGUUUUACUCAUGUUUCUAUGUCGAAGGGGUAGGUAAGUAGAGUUAGUUCCGAAACGGUGACGAUCGACUUGUGGACGAUUCGUGUGCGGCCCGAGGUGAUUAUUUUUAUUAGUAUUGUGAAUAAUUUACUCGAAUAUCAUUAGGAAAUUGAUUCGGAUUCGAUCGAGUUUUUUAUUAUUACUGUUCUAUGUCAAAUUCUUGACAGUGAUUUCUUUGUACAUAAAAAAACUAAAAGUGUUAACUUUUGAUGAAAUUGCAUUUAAAUCGCUAAUGUUGCAUGCUAGUAUAACUACGAAUCCUUGGUUGCGUCGUUUAACGAAUUGUUAACUGGUUUUAAUACUUGAGAGCACCGUAUUUCUAUUAGACAUGAAUGUUGUCGUUCAGUGAUUGCUCAAGCGUCAAGCAGCGACUGAGUAGAGCGAGCAGUCUACACUGAUUACACUGGUAUAGCACGAGCUUUCCUCUGUUAUGUAGCAUGUGUACAUUGUGUCUCAAUCUCCUAUUCCUUUCUGAAUAUAGUUGUUUAGUGUAAACAUUCUAAGCCAUUGUAAAUAAGAGGGAUGCUGUUUAUGAGGUUUUUAAUAAGCUUUUGUCGCAAACAUAUCUAAAUAUGUGCGUAUGUAUGGUUGCGCGGCUCGAAUUGUAUACAUCGAUUAUGUAAGUUCGAUUUUUUAUUUUUUUAUUAUACUUGGUCUAAUCAUGUAGGUAAAGGGUAGCAGUGCUCACACUUUGUUUUGUAAGGAUUUAUUGUCGUAUGAUCUACGUCACAGUUCAAGUAUCAUUAUAGUAAGUAGACGUGCUGGACAGUAAAUCGUUGUAAGACUAUCAUUCAAUACUUUUGUGAGUAUGCUCUAGUCUUUACACAUCACUUUGUUUCCGUGUUGUGAUUGUAAACACGUCUUUGAAACUGAAACCCUCAUUGUACAAUUUGUAUACCGGAUAGCCAGCGAUGGGCUCAGAUGUGUAGGGCGAUACGUCUGUAUUGAGAAAUUUGAUUAUUUCCUGUGCCACGAGCACCUUUUAGUUGUUUACUUUGUUGAUAAAAGUACAAUUUUAUUAUAAUGACAUGAAAUAUUUUUGUAAAUAAAUAAUCUUUCAAGCACGUACAAGAUCACAGGUUAAGAAUACUUAGCCUUUUUGGGAAUGCCAUCAAUGCGGUUUUCUUCUAGAGCGAGUUUUACUGACGUUACUGCCUUUUGUUCGACUUUUGUCGCUAACUCUAUCUUAACACCGCAACAGUUUAUCAUGGCAUUCCUCGCCCUGUCUGUAUACUUCAAUCGUACUCAAUGUAUGAUUUAGCAUUUACGGAAAUGUCUCGACUGAAUAGUUGUCAAUUUAUUCUUACGGUUGGACCGUAUCUUUGCACGACAAGUGCGACAUCCCAUCGCUGGCUACCCGAUUUCAUUAUUUUAAUGUAGCUAGCCCACAUUCGAUCUGGCCAGCAGUUUCCUCCAGAGUUGUUAACGUUUACGUUUCGUCUUUCAAAAAUAACGAUUUUAAUAACCACACCCAUACUUUAGCAUCUAAAUAACGAAACGACAACGUAAACGUGAAUAGUUCUCUAUACCCCUGUGACUAAGUUACACAUUCGUUCGCAAUUAGUUUCCGACAGAUACUCGAUGCUAGAUCAUAUCCUUGUUCUCUGUUAAUAGAACAGUAACUAUCUGAAGUUAAACUUUAUAUAGUUAUUAAGUUUUGAUAUAUUUAGUUGUUAAAUACACCUUGCACUCGUAACAUUAAUUUAUAUAUAUAUUUUCUCUCUUUAUAUGAGCUUAUAAUUCUAUAAUUUUUAUAAUACAUGUAUGACAUUGAAAUUAUUUGAAUACGGACGUCCAGUUAAUAUUACGAGUGCACCGACAUACAAGUAGACAUUUGUGUUUUUCUGUUUUGUAAAUGCUCAUUAUAUUAUGUUUUAAGAGUCUAGUCAUCAAAUUAUGUUCAGGAAGUUUUAACAGAUUCAUACAAUUCAACUGAUUAUAAAUGUACAGAUUUCAUUCCAUUACAAUUAUGAGGCAAUUUGAAUACAGUGAUUAGUUACAAUAUGUGUAUAGAAAGUACCGGAGCGGGGACGAGCGGGCCUCCCGCGGCUAUUUGAUACCUGCUCGUUUACAAAAGUCAUAUCUAUUGCAACAUAAGUAUGUAUUGUAUAUCGUUUACGUUGUGUACAGUGUACGCAGAUUUACGACUGUUCGUGUUGUUAUGGUUUUAAAGUUUUAUUUAAAAUUCCGCCAUAGAGGUAUGUACUGUAUGACAGAUGAUAUACUUGUACUGUAUAAAUAGUUAAUGUACGAUAAUUGUGAUAAAGUAAAAAGCACAACAUAAUUCAUUGUGAAGCCUAAUCUGACGUUAAAAGUAAGUUUCUUUUCUUAUUAAAUUUUAAAUAGUGUUUUCUAAAUUUAGAUACAUUAUGUACAUGUUAUAUAAGCUAGUGUCUGCCAAAUGCAGAAGUUCACGAAUAUCGGUCGGGUUUGAUUUUGAGUUUGAGUCAGGUGCAAUAAAUGGAGUAUGUGUUGGAAUGUUUCGACUGUCAUGACACUGUUCAUUGAAUUUUAUAAUGUCCAUGUUAUUUUAUUAUUCAAUUCGAAAAGUACAAAGUCUAAAUUGUGAAUGUUCAGUUGCGACUGUGCGUGACAAUGCCGUGCGUAGUAGAGCGGGCGCGCCACGAGACAUGUGACUGACUGUCUGACUACGUGACUGGGUGACUGUGACUGUAUGACUAUGUGACUGCGUGGCCCGGCCGCUCUACUAACGCCACGCAUUUGAAAAGUACUCAUAGUUAUAAAACCUGUUGGAUUUUUUUACCUUUUGCAUUUUGGAGUUAAGUUAUAAAUAGUAAUAGGAUAAAAUGUAUGUGCAGUUAUGAGAAUGUUUUCGAUGCCCUUGGAAGCAACGAGACACCAAUCUGUGUGAUCGAGUAUUUCUACAAUUCUUAAAUCUAUGAAUUCAUACGACAUUUAAUUAUAGGACAUAUGUUUUUUCUCAAAUAUGCACAAACUUAAUGAAGAUUUUGCGGUAAAAUGUUUCAAAGGUUUGUUUUAUUUAAACCAAAUGUACAUAAGUGUGAUAGAGAUGAAACGGUCUCAUUUAAAAUAAAGUUGUUGUAAGUA